GCAAGCCCUCAGAACCCACCCUGGUAAGUGACAGCACAUAUGUUCCUGCCCACUUGUUUCCAGCUUUGCGCUGACUUGAUUACUUUUGCAGACAAGGUCUCCGGUUCCGAUGCAGAGAAGGAAGCUGCAAAGGAAAAGUUCCAACAAGUCGCCCUGGCAUAUGCCGUCCUCAGCGAUUCAGCGCGACGGAAGCGCUACGAUGCGACGGGCGACACCUCCGAGACUCUCAGGGGCUCCGACUUCUCCUGGACCGACUUCUACGCCGAGCAGUUCCGCGACGCCGUCUCUGAAGAUGCUAUCAAGAAGUUUGCAGACCAAUACAAGAACUCAGAUGAGGAGAAGGAUGACAUACUGGUCGCCUACGAGAAGCACAAGGGCAACAUGGACAGAAUUUACGAGGAGGUCAUGCUUAGCAAUGUCCUCGAGGACGAUGAGCGUUUCCGCGGCAUCAUAGACGAGGCCGUUGCCAGCAAGGAUGUCAAGGCUUUCAAGGCCUACACCAACGAGAGCAAGAAGUCAAAGGACGCGCGCAUCAAGGCUGCCAAGGGCGAGGCUGCCGAGGCCGAAGAAUACGCCAAGGAGCUUGGAGUUCACGACAAGUUAUUCAAGAACAAGAAGGGCAAGAAGAGCAAGAAAGAUGACGACUCCGACCUUGCGGCUCUGAUAUUGGGUCGUCAAAAGUCGCGAGCUGGGUUUUUCGACAACCUCGAAGCCAAGUAUGGUGGAGGCGAAUUGCCAGGCAUGCCGUCGGAACAAGAAUUCCAGGCUGCAUCCAGAAAACUCGGCAAGCGAAAGUCGCCCGCCGAUGACACCCCAAAACCUGGCAAGAGUGGGCGCAGUAAGAAAGCAAGGAAGUGAUACUCCGACACUUAUGAGUGUAUAGAUUGGGAGCAUGGCGUCUUAGGAGUUCUGGCCGGCAAGUACAGGUCACAAUAGGGUUCUGCGAUGAUUUGGCGUGUUAGUUUGCCAUAAGUGCACGAUUGAAACAAAUGGAACCAGGCCAUUCCACGGCAUGGAAUUAAUGACAAUUUCCCACCACA
Truncatella angustata is the source of this 1040-nucleotide messenger RNA. RefSeq lists its product as uncharacterized. Gene Ontology annotation, cellular component: cytoplasm; nucleus. Bases 40 to 858 code for a protein of 272 amino acids. Gene Ontology annotation, molecular function: heat shock protein binding. The transcript has a single exon. The record is from RefSeq and is a predicted model, not a curated record. NCBI's taxonomy places the organism in Eukaryota, Fungi, Ascomycota, Sordariomycetes, Amphisphaeriales, Sporocadaceae.